UCUCCGGCAAUUAGUGGAGUGAGUAAAGAGUCGGACGGUGCGCGUCCUCCCAAUGACACGCUAAGAUAAGUCCUGCUCUCGUCUGUGGCGAUUCCUCUGCCAUCUGCGACUGUUACAAACAUGGGAUUUGAGCUGGAUCGCUUCAAGGGUGCGGUGGACCCAGAUUUUAAAUGCAACUUGUGCAACAAAGUUUUGGAGGAUCCGCUGACUACUCCGUGCGGUCACGUCUUCUGCGCCGCCUGCGUGCUGCCUUGGGUCGUUCAGCAGAGCAGCUGCCCCGUCAAGUGCCAAAGGAUCUCCACCAAGGAGCUGAACCACGUCCUGCCGCUGCGGAACCUCAUUCUCAAGCUGGACAUAAAGUGUGACAACCAUGCCAGGGGCUGCGAGAAAGUGGUGAAGCUGCAACAUCUUGCGGAGCACGCCGAGAUGUGCGAUUACUCGCCCGCUAAGUGCAGGAAUAAGGGAUGCAGCGAAGUGCUGAACCUAAAGGACAUGGACUCCCACAUGCGGGAGAGCUGCGACUACAGAGCCGUGGGCAUCUGCGAGAAGGGCUGCGGCUUGAUGCUGACCCACAGGGAACAGCGAUCGGACGGCCACUGCUGCCUCAAAGCGCUUAAAGUCAGCAACGGGGCGCUUCAGGCCAAAGUGCUGAGUCUGGACAAGGAGGUGAAGAAGCAGGCGCUGAGGUCCAGCAAGAGGGAGAAGGCGCUAGUGGCACAGCUCUCCGCCGUGCACAACGAACUGCAGAUGACAGCGCUCAAGUACCAGAAGAAGUUCACCGAGUACAGUGCCAGGAUCGCCUCCCUCACCAAGAGCCUGUCUCCCCCCUAUAAGGUGGGAGAAACCAUCAGCAUCAAAGCCGUCCUGCAUCGGGAGUCGGGGUCCCUGGGAUUCAAUAUCGUCGGCGGUGGCAGACCCUGUGGGGAGGAGGGCGGCUCCAGCGAGGGCAUCUUCGUGUCCAAGAUUGUGGAAAAUGGCCCCGUGGACAAAGAUGGAGGACUUCAGAUCCACGACCGGAUCAUGGAGGUCAAUGGGAAGGACCUGUCUAAAGCCUCCCAUGAGCAGGCAGUAGAGGCCUUCCGCACAGCCAGCGAGCCUAUCGUGGUACAGGUGCUGCGUCGCGCUCCACGUCCCAAGACCAUGGUCUCGCCCCCGGACGCCCAGGUGGCAGACAGCAGCACGCAGACAGAUAUCACCUUCCAGCACAUCAUGACCCUCAGCAAGCAGCCGGCAGCCUCACCGGUGGGGGUGUUGGAACAGUAUCUGCUGCCAGAGGAACACUCGCCGAGGCAUGAAUUCUUCGACCCCGGUGACUUCCUGGAAGGCAUGCGACAGGAAAUGGAUCGAGAGGAGCUGGAGUAUGAGGAAGUGGAUUUGUACAGAAUCAAUAGCCAGGACAAGUUGGGACUGACCGUUUGCUACAGGACUGACGAUGAAGACGAAACCGGGAUCUAUGUGAGCGAGAUUGAUCCAAACAGCAUUGCUGCAAAAGAUGGCAGGAUCCAGGAAGGAGACCGCAUCAUCCAGAUCAACGGUGUGGAGAUCCAGAACCGAGAGGAGGCCGUGGCACUGCUGACCAGCGAGGAGAACAAGAACGUGUGUCUUUUGGUGGCCCGGCCAGAGAUCCAGCUGGACGAAGGAUGGAUGGAUGAUGACAGGAACGAUUUCCUGGAUGACUUACACAUGGACAUGUUGGAACAGCAGCACCAUCAGGCAAUGCAGUUCACAGCCAGCAUGCUCCAUCAGAAGAAGCGUGAAGAAGACGGUGGGACCACAGAUACGGCGACCCUCCUGUCCAAUCAGCAUGAGAAGGACAGCGGGUUGGGCCGCACGGACGAGAGCACGCGCAACGAUGAGAGCUCGGAGCAGGAGAACCUGGCUGACGACCAGACCACCUCAUCCAACACGCUGGGCAGCCGCAAGCAACUCGCCUACAGUCAGGACACGCUGGGCAGCGGGGACACGCCCUUCAGCAACGAGUCCUUCAUCUCCGCCGACUAUGCCGAUACUGAUUUCCUGGGCAUUCCUGCCGACGAGUGUGAGCGCUUCCGGGAGCUUCUGGAGCUGAAGUGCCGAGCACGGAGCGGCAGGCAGCCCGGUCCGUACCAGCCCGGUGCCGACCCAGAGGGUGUGGACAAGGAGCUGGAGCUGCUCAAUGAGGAGUUGCGCAGCAUUGAGCUGGAGUGCCUGAGCAUCGCCAGGUCGCAUCGCAUGCAGCAGUUACGCGAGCCCUGGAUGCUACACAACAGUGGCUUCCGCAACUACAACACCAGCAUCGACGCCCGGCGCCACGAGCUGUCAGACAUCACCGAGCUGCCCGAGAAGUCGGACAAGGACAGCUCCAGCGCCUACAACACGGGUGAGAGUUGCCGCAGCACACCACUCACACUAGAGCUGUCACCUGACAACUCGCUGCGCCGCGGUGCCGAGCCACGCGGGCCGGGCAGCCGCACGUCCAGGCCGCUGCUGUCUCCCGUCCGCGAGGCGGGUCCAGCCCGUGUUCGCCAGUCCCUCUCGCCUAAAGAAGCUGAGGCUAGCACGCAACCAGAGGCUAGAGAGCGCCGACCGGCCAAGGGUCCAGUGGCACCGCACUCCCCGUACAAACACGCCCACAUUCCAGACCAUGCCCAGCACUACCAGAGCUACAUGCAACUGAUCCAGCAGAAGUCGGCCGUGGAGUACGCCCAGAGCCAGGUGAGCCUGCUGAGCGCGUGCAGGGACGCCAUGGCGGGGGCAGGAGGCGGAGGAGGAGGUGUUGGGGAGUCCGACCCCAAGGCCGAGUGGAAGGUGAAGAUCCGCAGUGAUGGGACGCGCUACAUCACCAAGCGCCCCGUGCGCGACCGGCUACUUCGUGAACGGGCCCUGCGCAUCCGCGAGGAGCGAAGCGGCAUGACCACGGACGACGACGCCGCCAGCGAGAUGAAGAUGGGCCGCUAUUGGAGCAAGGAGGAACGCAAGCAGCAUGCCGUGCGUGCCAAGGAGCAGCGGCAGCGGAGGGAGCUUAUGAAGCAAAGCCGGCUGGACGUCCCACGCGGUGGGGAGCCGGGCGCCGCCGAGGACAAGAAGGAGUUGAGCAUCAUCGAGCUGAGCCACCGCAAGAUGAUGAAGAAGAGGAGCAAGAAGAUCUUCGAUAACUGGAUGACUAUCCAGGAGCUGCUCACUCACGGCACCAAGUCUCCGGACGGAACAAGAGUCUACAACUCCCUGCUGUCUGUCACGACCGUUUAGGCGGGCAGCCCCAGUGGUGUGCUGUAAAUAGGACUCUACCGCUUGGGGUAGAAAUUCCUGCCUCGUUCAAUGUGGCAACCUUGUAAAUAUGAAAUGGGAGGAGGAGCGUAUUCUGAAGGAACUCGAAAGGGCUGCGAUGUGGCGUUUUCAUUGCUGAAGGUAAUGCCAACAACAAAAGGAUUUCACAGGCUUUCAGUAAUCUUUGUACCUUUGUACCGGUUGUUCUCAAAGAUAUGUAUAAGCAAAAAAACAAGACAAAAAAAUGCUGUUACAACUUCUAUUGCCUUUGAAAGGUUUCGCGACUGUGGAAUGGCCAUCUGCUCUGAGUAACAAGCACCAAAACAUCGUUUUUUUUUUUUGUUUUUUUUUUUUUUUUAAACAAGCAUCAUUAAUCAGUAUUUUAUUGUUUAUCCAUAUGUUUUGUUUAUUGAAUAUGAAACGCUAUUUAGCUUCGGAGUUAAAGCAGAGUCCUUUUUUGGAAAAAUAUUUCUGAAUUUUGCAAAAUAAAACAGCCUUUCUGGUUUGUAUGAAACAUUCCAGAAUAAAGGAAGUUGUUUCAUUCUGCAGCUUGCUCCAGCCGGCUCCGACUGACAUAACAUAAACCAUUUGUGCACGGACAGGGGCGGCCUAACAUCUGUCUCCUGUCUGUUAAAGUCCAAACGUUUAUCCAUGCAUCUGUUAGACAUCAUGUAGCAUUUUUCACUUAGAAAACAAUCUGUUGUCCUGUAAAAUGAGAAUAAAUUAUUUAAUGUUGUCGAAA
This is a messenger RNA of Brienomyrus brachyistius, 3988 nucleotides long. RefSeq names its product PDZ domain containing RING finger 3b (gene pdzrn3b). Lineage: Eukaryota; Metazoa; Chordata; Actinopteri; Osteoglossiformes; Mormyridae. The transcript has 10 exons. Gene Ontology annotation, biological process: protein ubiquitination; neuromuscular junction development. The record is from RefSeq and is a predicted model, not a curated record. The coding region runs from base 121 to 3228 and encodes 1035 amino acids. Gene Ontology annotation, molecular function: ubiquitin protein ligase activity; protein binding.